Messenger RNA from Cucumis sativus (cucumber), 920 nucleotides. RefSeq names its product lectin. The record is from RefSeq and is a predicted model, not a curated record. Bases 78 to 773 code for a protein of 231 amino acids. The transcript is spliced from 3 exons. Lineage: Eukaryota; Viridiplantae; Streptophyta; Magnoliopsida; Cucurbitales; Cucurbitaceae.
GCAUACGUGUGCCUUACACCACUCUCAUUCUUCGUCUAUAUCUCCAAUCUCUCAAUAAUCCAAAUAAACCUCUUUACAUGGAUUGGUCAGAGCUUCAAGAAGAAAGAGAGAAUUUAAAAUUAAUAGAAAAAUAUCAGUGCUUCAAAUGUAUCUUGCCAAUAGAUGGAGAUCAUGCGUCGCACAGCGGACUCAUCGACGCUAAGCUUUUUAAACAACUUUGUGAUGGGAUCUACAUAGACAAUGGAAACAAGAUGUAUUGGUUUGAUGAGAAGGCAAAGGGUAAUGCGUUCUUUAUACCUCCGAGAGGCCUCAAAAUAUCUUUCGAUCGUCAGAAGUUGAUCAGAUGGAAAGAUUCGGAGUUUAAUGGUAAGAAAACUGAAUUGGCUGCAUUUAGUGAAAUAACUUUUCUAGAAGCACGUGGAAAGAUCAAGCAACAUAUGCUAUCAUCUACCCUUACAUAUGACGUAUUGUUUGAACUUUUGUGCAAGCCUUAUGCCACUGGAUAUCAUGUACCUACUAACUUUGAAAUCACCUACCCAAAAGCAAUAACAGUUGUGAUCAAGGAAAACCUCGAAUCUAGACCACCCAAUGAAUGGUUUACGAUCAAAGUUGGGGAAAUCAAGGUCGACGAUAAACAUGAUUGUGACAGUGAUAAGGAGUACGAGUUUAGCAUGAAUAUCCACAGCGAGGAUCGGAAGUCGGAAUUGGUUUUUAAAGGCGUUCAAAUUCGACCAAAACAACCAAGUUAUGGAACCUCUAGUUUUAAAAUAUGAAGUUGAUCUUCAUCUAUCUCACUCGAACUACUUUGCUUGUAGUUUGAUUUAAAUAAACGAGAGAGUUACACUACUCACUAGUUUGUUUGUUUUCGAGUAUAAACAACAAUAACUAAAAGAUGGAAGAUAUAUAUUUUGCUUAAUAUA